GGGGAUGGAACCCAGGGCCUUUACACUGAGCUAUAUCCCCAGCCCUCUAUUUUAUUGUGAGAGAGGGUCUUGAUACUGUGUGUUACCCAGGCUGGGCUUCAGUUUACAAUACUCCCACCUUAGCACCCAGAGGGCUAAGAUUACAGGAAAUAAUGCAAAAAGUGUCCCAAAGCUCCUGACCAGUGAAUAGAGAUUUGAGAAAGACAACCAAGCUCAUGUUUUCUCCUGAUCAAGAAAAUCAUCCAUCCAAAGCACCAGUAAAAUACGGUGAACUCAUUGUCUUAGGGUAUAAUGGGUCUCUCCCAAAUGGCGAUAGAGGAAGAAGGAAAAGUAGGUUUGCUUUGUUUAAAAGACCUAAGGCAAAUGGGGUGAAGCCCAGCACUGUGCAUAUUGCAUGUACUCCUCAGGCUGCAAAGGCAAUAAGCAAUAAGGACCAGCAUAGCAUAUCAUAUACCUUAUCUCGGGCCCAGACAGUGGUGGUUGAAUAUACUUAUGACAGCAACACCGAUAUGUUUCAGAUUGGUCGGUCGACUGAAAGUCCUAUUGACUUUGUAGUAACUGACACAGUUCCUGGAAGUCAGAGCAAUUCUGAUACACAGUCAGUGCAAAGCACUAUAUCAAGAUUUGCCUGUAGAAUCAUAUGUGAACGGAAUCCCCCUUUUACAGCACGGAUUUAUGCUGCAGGAUUUGAUUCAUCAAAAAACAUCUUUCUUGGGGAAAAGGCUGCCAAAUGGAAGACAUCUGAUGGGCAAAUGGAUGGCCUGACCACUAAUGGUGUUCUUGUGAUGCAUCCACGCAAUGGGUUCACAGAAGACUCUAAGCCUGGAAUAUGGAGAGAAAUAUCAGUGUGUGGAAAUGUAUUCAGCCUACGUGAAACCAGAUCAGCUCAGCAAAGAGGAAAAAUGGUGGAAAUUGAAACCAAUCAGUUGCAAGAUGGCUCAUUAAUUGACCUCUGUGGUGCAACAUUGCUCUGGCGUACUGCAGAAGGCCUUUCCCACACUCCUACCGUGAAGCAUUUAGAAGCUUUAAGACAGGAAAUUAAUGCAGCAAGACCUCAGUGCCCUGUAGGGUUCAACACACUAGCAUUUCCCAGUAUGAAGAGGAAAGAUGUUGUAGAUGAAAAACAACCAUGGGUGUAUCUAAACUGCGGCCAUGUACAUGGCUAUCAUAACUGGGGAAACAAAGAAGAACGUGAUGGAAAAGAUCGUGAAUGUCCUAUGUGUAGGUCUGUUGGUCCCUAUGUCCCUCUGUGGCUUGGAUGUGAAGCUGGAUUUUAUGUGGACGCCGGCCCUCCAACCCAUGCGUUUAGCCCUUGUGGGCAUGUGUGUUCAGAGAAGACGACGGCCUAUUGGUCCCAGAUCCCACUUCCUCAUGGUACUCAUACUUUUCACGCAGCUUGUCCCUUCUGUGCACAUCAGUUGGCUGGUGAACAAGGCUACAUCAGACUUAUUUUCCAAGGACCGCUAGACUAACAAACAGUUGUCCUCCAGGACUACAUUAUAAAUUUAUAAGCUAAGUGAGUUGGGUUUUCCAACCUGUUGUCCAUAUUACAGUUUCUCUGCUCUGGUUAUUUGCAUUAAGAUGAAGAAUUUUUGUAAACAUUUAUAAUAAAUAAUAGCAAUUUCUGAGCAAAAAUCUAGGAAAUUCAAGUAAAUGAAUUUUUGAAAGUACCAGACUAUUGAAUUCUGAGUUUUUGAAAAUAUAUUUUGAGGAGAAAAAGACAUAGUCUAAUUUGAUGCCUUCAUUUUAGUGUUUUUGAAUCACCCAUCCUCAGUGUUGAGAAAUUGUUUUGUAUAACUGAGGGUACUGUUGGUUCAAACUAUGUUAGUUUACAGUUUGUUGCAAACAUUGUAAAAUAGAGCAACAUGUAUAUUAACUUUUUUUCUAUUUAUCUUUAUUUUAGAAAAUAUAGAAUGUUCUUGAUAGAGUAGCAUGAUAAUGAUGGUGUCACACCUUUGGUGUGAAUGGUAGCUUAGUGAGCACAUAGCUCAAGGAUUUGUCAAGUUAGGAAGAAGGACAAGAAAGCCUCUUUCCCCACCCCCAUGUAAGUGUAGAAUUUGGUAAAUUUAAAUACUUUAAAACCAAAUUCACAUUAAUUACCAUUGUGUAAGAGGUGUUUGUUUUUAACCACAUUGAAGAUAAUCAGGAAAGAUUUUUUUCCUUAAUGUUUCUCUCAAGUGUAGUACUAUAACAAAACUUAAUGCUAAGAAACAUUUUAUAUACUCCUUUGAAUAUGCAAUUUAAUCUAGAUUAUCUAUUUUUCUCCCAUGAUAACUAAUCUUUUUUUAGUAUCAGUAACAUUUGGCAAGUUUAUUUUUUGGGUAUAAACUGGAUCAUCUGUUCACUGUUUCUAGAAAAAAAUGAAAAAGCAUAAAUUAACAAGAAAAGAGUGUAAAUUGAUUUGCUUUUAGAAAAAGAAAUGCUUAAUUAUUCUGUAUGUGGUUUUAUCCAAGCAUUAGAAAAUCUAGAGGUAUGAAAGGUUGAAUGACAGUAGUGCCCCCCUUUUUUAACCUAGCAGAUCAGCCUUAACUGUGGGCCUGAAUACUAAGGAGUGUUGCUACAGCGUGACUCGAAUAAAGGUUUGAUUGGCACACAAGCACCAAUGACAGCAGAGUAGAGGGACACACUUGAAAGGUCUGUUUAUGCUCUACUCCAGUAAGUCCUCUGCUUCGAGAAGCAAGAAAAAAGUUUCUCCUCCUCUCAGACCCCUCUUUUAAAUGCAGCACAAGGAAAGUACAGACCAUUGCACUACAUCAACCCCUUUUUGACACUUGCAGAAAUCAGUAUACUUUUAAACAGGAUCAUUGUUUUUAGUCUUUUGAUUUCCUUUAGUUUGAAAAGUGUAUGAUACUUAAUUGACCGCAAAUUUUUGUAUGUGGUAGCAUAGCUUUAAUUUAUCCUAUUACAUCACUGUUCUGAAUUUUUUUAAAAAAUUCCUUGGGUAAAAAAAAAAGUCGCUUAGAAGCCAUGAACUAUUUUAUUUUACUUUGUCAAAAUUCUUUGUUUUUAAAAAUGAUCGUUUGGGUUCACUCAGGAAAUGCAUGUCAGGAAACUUGUAUUAUAAGUUUUUUCGUUGUGAUGUAUCAGUAACUGCUGUUACCCUUUUUUUGAAGAAAUAUAAUUGAUUUUAAAGUUUUCUAGAUUGUCACAUGCUUUGUGACUAAUGCAAGGAAAUCAAGUCCUGUGUUGUAUUUGUUCCAGUUAUUUCUAUUCAGGCUAUAUAUUGUAGCUUAAUUUUUAUUUGCAAUUAAUUUAUUCAAACUAAGUAAAUUCUUUUCAAAAUAGA
Molecule: messenger RNA, 3286 nt
Organism: Chinchilla lanigera (long-tailed chinchilla)
Lineage: Eukaryota; Metazoa; Chordata; Mammalia; Rodentia; Chinchillidae
Gene: Peli1
Product: pellino E3 ubiquitin protein ligase 1
Exons: 7
Coding region: 216-1472 (418 amino acids)
Biological process (GO): regulation of Toll signaling pathway; protein K48-linked ubiquitination
Molecular function (GO): ubiquitin protein ligase activity; protein binding
Source: RefSeq, a predicted model, not a curated record